UCAUGUCAUGUGUUGAAAACGACUUAGCAUGGCGGAAGUAUUACAUGCAUAUAGUCGUGAGAAUAAAACUGCAAUAAAAACGAAAGUUGUGGUGUAUAAAUUUUUUUUUCAUUUAAAUUUGAAAUAAUAUUUGAAUUUAUUUAAAUUUUUAAUUUGUUAUAUAAAAGAAUUUCAAACGUGGAAUUAUCUACAAUAAAGUGCUGUGCGUGUGAUUAGUAAAAAUUACAAUUAUUGGUAAUACGUAAUUAACCCUAUUUUUCAUAAAAUAGUAUUCGUUUUUUAUCAUUACGAAUGAACGUGAUUAAUUAUUCAUGGUUCAAGAAUGGCUAGCGAUUUGUCAAGUGAGUGUACAGAAGCAAUUGGUGUGUUAGACGAGAAAGAAGAAGGUGAAAUAUCUUUGGAAGAUGUAAGUUCUUCCGAAGAAGGACAUGUAAAUUAUGGAUAUGGUUCUAAAACAUCUCAAUGUUCGAACUGUUUGUCAACUCAACACAAUGCAACGUGGUGUACUGUUCCGGCCAAGUUCUACCCUCCUAAAGGCACUAAUAGAAGAGAAGUUGACCUUAUUCCACAAGAUGCAGUCCAGGGAAAAGAAAAUCGUCAUCAAAUAAAAGAAUCAGGAUGUAUUGGAACAAAACAUACAACUUCUACACUUCAAGAAAAAAAUGAUGAUCUUGUGCCUAUUUCAAGCGAUAGUGAUAUGGAAAUUGUUGGUCUUGCCGAUAAUUCUAAACAAAUUACAAUACAUUCCUCUGCAAAAAGUAGAAUGAAGAAGAAAAGGAAAAAGAAAAGAAAUCAUGUAUCUUCAACAUCAUUAGAUGAUUUAGUUUCUUCAUCUACCAUGGAUAUAUCUACGAAAGAGUGUAUUAAUACAAUAAAACAUGAUGUGACCAAAAAUAAUUCUAGAUCGCAUCACAGAGAAAUGAGUCCUAUUCAUAGAAGUAAUAGAUCUAAAGUAAUUCCAAGAUCACCUCCAAAAAGACAUAGAUCUCUUAUAAAACCAAGAUCUCCUUUUAGAAGAUCAAAAUCUCCAAUUAUUCGUACUAGAUCACCAACACUAAGGAGAUCUCCAAGGAGACUUAAAUCUCCUAAAAGAUCACCAUACAAAUCCUCAACAAAAACAAUACCUAGAAAAACAUCACAUAUUGAAUUAAUGUCAUCUCGUAAUUAUGUUGAUACACAUAAAUUACUGAAAAAAGUCAGACAAUUAGGUUCAAUAGGAACUCAUUCAUUAGAAGAAACUUUGAACAAAAAUAAAGAACAUGCAUCUUCAUUGAAAGAAAAAUUAACAAAUAUGAUGAAAGGUGUUUCUGACAAUAAUAUUGAUUUAACAAAUUCUUCAAAAGAAAAAACUAUUGUAAAUGUGAAUAAGAAAGAAUCUAAUGAUAUCGAUGAUGAAGAAGAUUUAGCAUUAUUAAGACAGAAAGCCCUUGAGACAAAACAAAAUAAAUCAAACAAACAGAAUGAUGUAUCAAAGACUGAAACUUCAAAACAUGUGAGUGCAAAUAUAAAUGAUGAUCAAGAUGAAGAAGAUUUAGAAUUAAGAAUGAUUGCACUUCGUUCUGCUGUAUUAAAGAAACAUCAAAAUAGAAUCCAAAAAGGUAUAAAAUCAGGAAAAUAUAAGAAAUCUGAUACAUUUCGCAGUGAAAGCCCAUUUACUCAAAGCUUUUUAGAUAGUAUUCCUAUACCUGGAGAAGAAUUAUUAAAUUUUGCAUCACCACCGCAUAGUCCUCUUCCUAUAAAUGAAAAUAAUCAUACAGAAGAUAUGGAAUUAGAUACAGAUGUUGAAAGAGAAAAAGAAAAAUUACCAUAUUCUCCAACAGAUAAAAUUACUGCCAAUAUACCUAUGGAUACAGAAUUGCUAGGUAUUCAACCAUCUGAUGUAUCUUUCAUUACUGUUAAUGAAGCAAAUAAUAGUCCAAAUUUUAAUACAUCUGUGACUUCUAGUCAAGAUGAUCAAAAAUCUUAUCAAGGAAAAAUCAUUGAAAAUCAAAGUUAUUUACCAAAUAUUGUAUAUUAUACACCAUCACAAAAUUCAUUGUGCGUUACAAAUACAAAUGUGCAAUAUUUACCAACUGAUUUAUCAGAAACUUCUAAAUCAAAUUUUAUGAAAAUACAUAAUUCUCAUUUAAAUAUACCUCCUUAUGAAAAUAUAUGUAUUGCUAAAAAUAAUAAUAAUACUUCUGAAGCUUUAGAUAUUAAUUCAAGUCAAGAAAUGCCUUAUUCUCCAACUGAUACUCCUAUAUAUGAUCCUGAUUUAUCACAUGCUCUUCCACAAACUCUUGGUGCAUUGACUAUCUCAAAUUCUUCCUUAGUUUCUUUAGAAUCAUAUAUUUCUAAUACACAUGGAAAUAAUGAACAACAUAAUCAUAUAUCAACAGAUCAACAUAUACAACCCACAAAAGACAUAAGUAAUGAAAAUGAACAUUUAAAUAAAGCUGAAGUACUUUCGUUAGAACCAGUUACUAAUUUUACUACAACUUCUCUUAUGGAAACUUUAUCACCAAGUAGUUCAAUGAUAACAAUUGAUGAUCUUCCUGAAAUUGAAGCAGAUAUACAUAUAACAGAUACUGUUAGAAACUUAAAAACAGAAUACAUUCCAAAUGAUUUAUCAAACAAUAUUAAUGAAAAAAUAGUAGAACCACUUUAUAUGAAGGGCUUACCAGAUGUGACUAAAGAUACAAAUAAAAUACCAACAUUAAUUAAUAGAACACUUGUUCCAGCACCAAUUUUGAAAACAAAUAAACAGUUGCAAUUACCUUUACCUACUAAAAAGAAUAUAAUUCAACAGGAACCAACAUUCAAAAGUGCAGAAAUGCAACCAGUUGUCCUUCAUGAAGAAACUAGUAUAAAGACGAAUGCUUCUUUUAAACCAAUAAAAUUAACAUCUUUUCUACAAAAAUCUCAUUCUGUUUUAGCAAUACCAACUGCAUUUCAUGAUUCUUUACAUGAAGAUUUAAUUAAUGAAACAUCUGCAGAUAAAUCAUCUCACACUUCAUUGAUAGAAAGUAAUCCCAAUGUAACUUUGGUACAAAAUAAUACAAUUAUAACAAAUUCAGAAAAAACUAGUGAUAUUAAAAGCCCAAUACCAAAAAAAAAGAAACUCUCAAAAAAAGGAUUAAAAAAAAGAAGUAUAGGUCCAGCCUUGAUUGCGAAAAAUCAUACAACAUGUAUAAAAAGUGAUAAUGUAAAUACUGUAGAUAAAUAUGAAUCACAGCAAGUUCUUUAUACAGAUGAUAAACAACAUCAAAAAGGAAUUCAAAUAGAAAUGGAUCAAACAGAUAAUAUUGACGUAUCUAUGUCAGAAACAUCCAAAAAUAUUAUUACAGAAAAAAAUAAUAUUUCUUCAGAAAGUAAUGAAAAAGAAAUACAAAAUAAUGAUAAUUCAGUGAAUGAUAUAUCAGAACAAAUAAAAGGUACAGAAGAUAGAAGACAAAGUCUUGAUGAAGAUGAAGAGGCAUUAAGAGCAAUUUUAUUAGCUUCUUUGCCAAAACGAACAAAAAUUACUAACAAUUGUUCCAAUUCAGAUGCAAUAUCUACUGCAUCUACUACAUUAAAUCAAGUACUUAUAAAUCAAACUGUAUCAAAUAUUGUAUUACCCACAACUAACUUAACAACUUCGCAUGUAAAUUUAUAUGGUUCUGAAAACGAUAAAAAUCAAUCAAAUUCUGGAGAAAAAAUUAAUAAUAUCGCACAAAAAGAUUUAUCUGUUGAUAAUAAUAAAACUUUAAAUAUAACAACUUUGGGAAGGAAAAGAUCAAUCAAUAUGACAAAAGGUCCACAGAGAAAACUUAUAAAAAGAAUUUCAAUUCCUGCAAGUACAAAAGUUGUAAAUAAUGCAAAAAAAUACCAAAAUACAAUGAUUCAAAAGAGAUUAAAUUUACAGAAAUCUACUCUUUAUAACAAACAAAAAGUGACAGAAAAUAAAAUUUUACCUAAAGUACAAUCUAAUGAUAGCAAAUGGUCUGCUAAUUCAAAGGCAUUGUCUGAUACACAACGAAUUGUUAUAAAUUUAGAGUCUGAUACAGAAAGUGAUUCUGAAUCUGAACGACAAAAAAAUAUAACUGUUUCUUCAGUUCAUUCUGUUAUAACAGAAAAACAUCAACCAACAAUAAACUCUACAGCAGAAUUUGAAAAAAAUUUAGAUCAAUUUUUACGUGCAGUACGAAGGAAACAAGAAUCUAUGGCAGCUGCAAGACCAACUUCAAUAUCACAAACACCUAAAAAAGAUACAGUAUUAACAACAAAAUCAGAAAAAUUAAAUUCAUCCAACAAUCUUCAUACACCAUUGGCUGUUCGUCAUUUGCCCGUAUCCCAGCAAGAAGAAUAUCGUCGCUUAAAACAACAAAUUUUAGAACGUGAAAAAUUAAAAUUGCAUAGAACUAUGGAAAAUAAUAGCUUAAUAAAAAAUAAAAAUAUGGAAAUAUUUUCAAAAUCUACACUAUCCAAUAGUCAAAAUAAAGAAUUAUGUAUAAAAAUAAAUCAAAUAUCUACGAAAAGUCAAAAUAUAAAUACACAACAAUUAAAUAAAGAAAAUUGUUCUAAAAAUUUAAUAGAUUCGAUAAAAAAUACAGCUAUAUCAACAAAUAAUAAAACGUGUAAUAUUGAUAAACGAGAAAAUACAAAUCUAAAUCAAACAAAAUUGUUAUCAAGAUCAACAACAAAUAGUGAUGUUUGUGUAUCUAUUGAGAAUAAUCCAAAUAAUAUUAGAAACAAAGUAGUUGAAAAUUCUGUGCAAUCGACAAGUACAUCGCGAAAAAUUUUUGAAAUGCCUACGCAGAAAAUUGAAAUGAAAACGAGGAUUUCACCUGGUCUAAAAAUUUUAUCUAUAGAUGAAGUAAAUCAGAAAUAUGUACAAAUACAAGUAAAAAAUGAUACAAAUGAACGAGUAGUAACAAUAAAUGACAAAGUGUCCUUAAAUAAUAAAACAGUAAUUAAUCGAAAUGAAAAUAUUUCUGGAUAUAAAGAUAAUAAUAAUAAAAAUACAUGUGAUUAUGAUAUAAAUAACAUGCUUUCUACAAAUAAUAUUAUAUCUAAUGAUAAUAAUGCAGUGGACUCAGAUGCAUCAACAAUUAUUAUGUCAGAAAGACAUGAAGAUAGGAAAGAAAAUCUUGAUACAUCUGAAUCUACAAUCUCACUUUCACAACAUCAAGAGGAUUUAUCAUCGAUUUCAAAUGCGGAAAAUAGUCAUUUUCUAUUUAUUCAAAAUAAUAUAUCAUCAAAGGAUACAAAAAGUAUAGAAGAAAAUUGGGACGAAAUUAAAAAAGAUGUUAAAUCAGAAUUAAAUACUCUUAUUAACUUAUCACGCGCAGAACAAGAACAACGUUUGAUAGAUACUGAAGAAAAAUUAGUUAUGAAACGCUAUACAAUCUUAGAUGAUUUAGCGGAAAUGUCGAGUAAUCUUCGUCAAUGGCACAUGGAACGAGAUUUGCAAACAAAUUUAGUUGCUGAAGUGAAAAAACUUAGAGAACAGUUAAAAGUUGCUGAAGAAAGAUUACAAGUACAACGUAAUCGUAUUAAUAAUAUAGGUCCAAGAGUAGUAGCAGCACAUGAAAAAGUUAAUGCAGGCCGACAAGAAUGCUUUAAACUUGCAACUAUUUGUUCAACUUUAGGAAAUAGGAUUAUGGGAAAGGAGUACAAAGUACCUGAAGCUGGAGCACAACUUUUAGAUAAUAGAUUAAAAGAAGUAGCUAAUCAUACGCGGCAACUUUCUCGAAAAAAAGUACCAUCUAUUGAUAUUUCCGAUAUGUACGAAUUAUCAAGAUUAGAAGAAGAAACUGUAUCUACUACAUGUACAGAAAUUUCGCAAAAUAAAUCUCUGUUGUUAGAAGAAUGCAAUAUUGAUACAAAUAUCUUAAACGAAGAUCAAUCAAGAAUAAAAUCAAGCGAUAUUGAAAAAAAUAUACAAAUAGAAGACAUUACAAUAAAUAAAAAUAAAACAGAUAAGGAAACAGAUAUAAUAUUAAAUAUUUCCACUCUAAGUUUUGAUGAAAGAUGUAUAUCUAAACAAAAUGAUAUUGAGCAAGAAGUAUUUGAAGAAACAAAUUUAAGUAAUAAUAAUACAACUACUACUAAUAUUCUUAAGCCAGAAGAUAUUCAAAAAUUGGAUAAUAUGUCAGAAAAUAAUAUAAUAAGGCCUAUAAUUUUAAAACCUGGUACUAAGAAAAGGAAUUCUACAAAAUUCGAAGGAGAGCUUCAGAGAAAAAAAACACUUUUAUCUUAUGAAUCAAUAUUAACACAUUUUAAAAUACCAAGGAACACGAAUCCCAAUGGUGUCCUUUGUCCAUACGAAUUGAUGGGAACAUGCAGUGAUGGAGAUUGUCAAUUUAUUCAUCAAACAGAGAGUCAAACCAAGUAGCAUUUAGCUACCAAAGUGGCAUUAUUAAGUUAUACGUAAGGUGGUUUUAAUCUUUAAACAUAAGAUUCACACAGGACAUUAUGAAAUAAAAAUCAAGAUUUUUAAAGUGAUCAUACUUUUUUAUAAUAAAUAUUAAUUUUUAAAUUAGAAAAUUUUUAUUGCGAAUAAAUGUUAUCACUUUUAUAAUUGCAGGUACUACUAUUUCUGAGGAAGCAAUAUCCGAUAUAGAUGGAAGAAUCCUGUUAACAAGCAGAAGUAACACCUGAAGAUGGUAAGUUAUCUUCAUCACGGCAGGAGUUUGUGCACAAAUUAAAGUAGCCAUUUUAUUACAUAAAAAUUAUAAAUUUUAAAAAAAAGCAAAAUUUUUAAUACUGUGCUAUUUCAAGCUUCUAUUCUAAUGAAAGUUUAAAGAAGAUUUGCUGCAAGUGUUUAUUUUUUACAUAUGUAAAAAGUGUCAUAUAAACUGCAAAUAAUUAGUGUGAUUAAUGUAAAAAAAAAAAAAAAAAAAGAAAAAAAAGAAGAAA
Molecule: messenger RNA, 6879 nt
Organism: Apis cerana (Asiatic honeybee)
Lineage: Eukaryota; Metazoa; Arthropoda; Insecta; Hymenoptera; Apidae
Product: metacaspase-2
Molecular function (GO): metal ion binding
Source: RefSeq, a predicted model, not a curated record